Trichophyton verrucosum HKI 0517 is the source of this 714-nucleotide messenger RNA. RefSeq lists its product as uncharacterized. The transcript is spliced from 3 exons. NCBI's taxonomy places the organism in Eukaryota, Fungi, Ascomycota, Eurotiomycetes, Onygenales, Arthrodermataceae. The coding region runs from base 1 to 714 and encodes 237 amino acids. The record is from RefSeq and is a predicted model, not a curated record.
AUGUCAUUUGGCGAUGUCUUCAAGAGCAGCAAGGCGCUCAAGGCAGAGAGAGAGCUGGUGGCCAGGAAGCUAACAGGCAAGCAGAGAGCGCAGCUCAAGGCCGAGAGCAAGAGACUAGCCGAACUGAACGCAGCGAUGGCACCAUACACCAAGGUUCAGGAGGCAAAGAACAGCAGCGGUCAGGCAGCAGGGCCUCCAGGGCCUCCACCAGCCGUAGUCCCUCCUCCGCCUGCUAAUCUACCACCAGGGACCAUUCAGCAAAAGCCUGAGGCCGCUGUAGUCCCAGCUAUUGUGGUCCGGGACUGGACAGACGAGGACAACGCCCAGUUGAAGGCGCUGAAGGAGGACAACAUCAGCUGGCGGAAGAUCGCGGAGACGAUGAACUGGCCGGUCCACGAGCUUAAAGAACGAUGGCGAGCCAUCAAGCCUGAGCCGCCGAAGAAGCCGCAGCCAGAGCCAGGAAAGGUCAAACAAGACGGCGUUCAGGAGAAGAGAGUCGUGUUUACGGAGUCAGGCGAUGAGAAAAAGGGCAAAGAAGCCCCAAAGGUGGUAUAUGCAGAUGAAAGUCUGAGCACAGAGGAGGCUGUUCUGCUCAGCAAGCUUGCGGACAAGUACGACAAGGAGAUGUGGUUACGCAUCUGCUCCAAGUUCUUUGACAAGACCGGCAAGCGACUUGAUCCAGACGAGGCCAGACGGCACAUCCGUCCGUCGUAA